Molecule: messenger RNA, 1512 nt
Organism: Vicia villosa (hairy vetch)
Lineage: Eukaryota; Viridiplantae; Streptophyta; Magnoliopsida; Fabales; Fabaceae
Exons: 5
Coding region: 1-1512 (503 amino acids)
Source: RefSeq, a predicted model, not a curated record
AUGUUGGAGUCCGAGAAACUUGAAUGGCUACGGAAAAAUCAACCAAAGCUUCGAGUGUCCAAGUACAACUCUUUAAAUGAAGAGGGAGAGCAGAGUCAAAAUCCAGGUUUAAGCAUGGGCAAAAGAGUUGUUUUGCCUUCGUCCUUUGUUGGCGGACGUCGGUUUAUGGACCAACUUUACUAUGACGGUAUGGCUAUAUGCAGUAAAGUUGGAUUUCCAGAUUUUUUUAUUACCUUUACCUGUAAUCCAAAUUGGCCUGAGAUUCAAAGAGUACUCGGACCUCUUCAUUUGAAGCCUCAAGAUCGACCGGAUAUCAUUUCAAGAGUUUUCAAAAUCAAGUUUGAUCAAUUGCUUACAGAUUUAACCAAGAAAGGAGUUCUUGGGAAAGUACUUGCUUAUAUGUAUACCAUUGAGUUUCAAAAGAGAGGAUUGCCUCAUGCCCAUAUAUUGAUCUUCUUGCAUCCUUCAAACAAAUAUCCAGGUCCAGAAGACAUUGAUAAGAUCAUCAGUGCUGAAGUGCCCGAUCCCGAAACACACCCUCGGUUGUAUAAAAUAGUCAAAUCUCACAUGGUUCACGGUCCUUGUGGUUUGAAAUUUCAACCUACGACUAUAGUGGACCAAGAUGGCUAUCCGGUUUAUAGGAGAAGAAACAACGGACACACAAUCGAAAAAAAUGGCAUCAUCUUUCAUAGUGGUCAUGUUGUUCCUCACAAUCCAAGUUUGUUGUUGAAGUAUGAAGCCCAUAUUAACAUGGAAUGGUGCAACCAAAGUACUUCUAUCAAAUACCUUUUCAAAUAUAUAAACAAGGGUUCCGAUAGAAUUUCAGCAAUCAUUCAAGGCCAAGACAAAAACAACGCAUGUUGGAGGAUAUUUUCUUAUUCCAUACAUGGCAGAAAACCAGCAGUAGAGAGAUUAUUUUUUCACAUGGAAGGUGAAAACUCUGUGUACUACAAAGACUACGAGCAGGUUGGUGAUGUGUUGCUCAAACCAAGUGUGACAGAGUCUAUGUUUACAGCUUGGUUCGAGACUAACAAAAUCUAUGAAGAGGGAAGAUCACUAACUUAUGGAGACUUUGUUUCUAAGUUUGUUUAUCAUAAACGAAGUCGAAGUUGGAAACCUAGGAAAAGAGGGUAUACCAUUGGUCGGCUCAUUUGGGUUCCUCAAAGCACUGGCGAGUUAUUUUAUUUAAGGAUGAUGCUCACCGUCAAAAAAGGUCCUCUAUGCUAUCAAGACAUCAAGACGGUUGACGGUAAAAAACUCAAAACUUUUAGAGAUGCAUGCUUUACGAUGGGAUUUUUACAAGAUGAUCGUGAGUUUGUCGAGGCCAUCAAAGAGGCGCAUCAUUGGGGUUCAGGUCCAUUUUUACGCAAGCUAUUCGUGACAAUGUUGCUAUCAUCAUCCAUGGAUAGACCCGACCAUGUUUGGAGAAAGACUUGGAGAUAUUUAUCUGAUGGCAUUCUUUAUGAUCAACGCGUUUUCACGGGAAAUCAAGAUUGGGUUAGUGGGUCGUGA